AUGUGGCAGUGGGAAGCCCCAGAGCUCAGAUGGACUGGGUUCUUUCUGGCCUUGUGGAUCCUUCAGGAUUUUGUUAUAUCCGCAUGUAUCUUCCUCGACACGUUGCCGGGCUGGAGUCAUAACCCAGCUGCCGGAGAACCGAGAGCAGGGGUUCCCGACGUUGUGAGGUCAGAUGGCGGCGUGGAUACCAUAUGUCGAUGGAUAGCAAUAUAUCCUACUACUCAUCACCACCGCCACAGAAGGCCACAACUUGGCCUGCGCAGUGAGCGUUGCCACACAAUGAUAUCAUGA
Messenger RNA from Morchella importuna, 291 nucleotides. RefSeq lists its product as uncharacterized. The transcript is spliced from 3 exons. Bases 1 to 291 code for a protein of 96 amino acids. NCBI's taxonomy places the organism in Eukaryota, Fungi, Ascomycota, Pezizomycetes, Pezizales, Morchellaceae. The record is from RefSeq and is a predicted model, not a curated record.